Arabidopsis thaliana (thale cress) is the source of this 1016-nucleotide messenger RNA. RefSeq names its product profilin 4 (gene PRF4). NCBI's taxonomy places the organism in Eukaryota, Viridiplantae, Streptophyta, Magnoliopsida, Brassicales, Brassicaceae. Gene Ontology annotation, cellular component: cytoskeleton; cytoplasm. The transcript has 3 exons. Bases 381 to 785 code for a protein of 134 amino acids. Gene Ontology annotation, molecular function: actin binding. The record is from RefSeq and is marked reviewed.
UGGCUAACAAGAUUACGACUAACGAGUAAAUAAUCAUUCCUUCGGUCCUUCCUCUAAAAUGCCGUUGGUGAUCGUUUAUAAAUAGGGGAAAUAGGAAAAGGGAAGAAAGUAGACGUGGCAAAUAGCGAAACAAUGAUUGAGCUAUAACAAAGGCGAAACUUGAGCGGCACUAAUUGAAAAUCACUCCUUGUUUUUUUGAAGAAAAAGUAAGAUGUAGGGCUGAGAAUUCGUCUAUGUGAUCCAACGGUUUUAAAAUGAUCCUUGUUCCUUCCUCUCCUAUUUAUCUGAAGGACGAAGUCCCCACGCUGCACAUAACCGGGGCACUUAACGUAUAGAUCAUAAACAAAGAAGAAGAAAAAAAAUAAGAAAAGAAGAAGAAGAUGUCGUGGCAAACUUACGUUGAUGAGCAUUUGAUGUGUGAUGUUGGCGAUGGUCAAGGACACCACCUUACUGCUGCCGCUAUCGUUGGUCAUGACGGUAGCGUUUGGGCUCAGAGCGCCAACUUCCCUCAGUUCAAGGGACAGGAGUUCAGUGAUAUUAUGAAAGAUUUCGACGAACCGGGUCACUUGGCACCCACGGGAUUAUUCAUGGCAGGAGCAAAGUACAUGGUGAUCCAAGGUGAGCCCGGGGCUGUAAUCCGUGGCAAGAAGGGAGCAGGAGGCAUAACGAUAAAGAAAACAGGACAGUCAUGUGUGUUUGGGAUCUAUGAAGAGCCAGUGACACCAGGACAGUGCAACAUGGUCGUCGAGAGGUUGGGUGAUUACCUCCUCGAACAGGGUCUCUAGAAUCUUCUUACAAUGUUCCACCACCUACAUUUUUUUAUAAGGCCAUUGUUUCUCCUAUUUUUUUCCUUUGGGUGAUUUGCAUCUCUUUCUCUAAUUGAUAUUAUAAGUUUUGGGCUAAUGGACCUUCCUGGUUUCUCCCCAUAGCAAACUUUUAAGAAAGCUGAAGCCUAAAAGGCUUUUACUCUCUUUGCCUUGGUUUCUUAUUUAUAUGCAUGUUUUAGUUGUUUUCUC